AUGGUAGUACUGACUAGUUUCUUGAUCAGUUACCGUCUCAAUUGUUGCCGGGACGAAGCUGCUGUUGCUCGACAUGUCCUAAUCAAGCUUAGAUUUCAUUUUAAGGAAGUUGUGCCUUGCAAUUUAGAGAAUCACAGGAUAUAUAUAAUCUCGAAUCGUUUUCAGAAGAUAAUUCUGGUAAUGAUCUGUGACAUGGUAUUCUCCGGUGAGCGUCCAUGGCUAUUCGUCGGUUUAGCAGUUCUACUUGCUCUCUUAGUCACAAAUGCUAAUGGUGAAGGACACCACAUUUUUUAUGAGUGGCAUGUUGCAAUUGAUACAACAAUCAAACCAGUGUCUUUAGCCCAACCGGUUAUUACCAUCAAUGGAUUGUUCCCUGGACCCCUAAUCAACGGAACGACCAACGAUAUUGUUCAUGUCAAUGUUUUCAAUCAGAUGGAUGAGCCUCUACUCCUUACAUGGAAUGGCAUACAACAAAGAUUGAAUUCAUGGCAAGAUGGAGUGUCUGGCACAAAUUGUCCAAUCCUACCAGGUAUGAACUGGACUUAUGUGUUUGUGCUCAAGGACCAAAUUGGUACCUUCUUCUACUUCCCAUCCCUCAGUUUCCAGAAAGCUGGAGGAGGUUUUGGUCCGAUCAGAAUCAAUAACCGGACGGUGAUUGAAGUACCAUUCCCUAAACCAGAAGCUGAAUUUGAUCUUCUUAUUGGGGAUUGGUCUGGUACUAGUUACAAGAAAGUUAGGUCCUUGAUAAAGACUGGAGACUUCUUGUUCCAAACUGUCAUACCUAAUUGGAUGCUCAUGAAUGGUAAAGGACCAUAUAAGAACCCUAUGUCUAAAACUUACGAGUCAUUUACGGUAACAAAAGGGAAGACCUACCUUUUCCGGAUAUCGAAUGUUGGGAGUGCAUGGAGCUUCAAUUUUAGGAUUCAAAACCAUAGAAUGGUGUUGGUUGAGACAGAAGGGUCUUACACUAAUCAAAUAACAUUGGACUCUCUUGACGUUCAUGUUGGGCAAUCUUACUCUGUCCUAGUCACAGCUGAUCAAGAAAUCAAGGACUAUUACAUUGUGGCUAGUCCUAAAAUGUUUCAAGCUUCUGAUUCAAGCAGCAUUGUGGGUGUAGGGGUUCUACACUAUGACACAUCUGCAAUCACUCCCACUGGUCCUCUCCCUUUUGGACCUGAUCCAUUUGAUCUAGUAUUCUCAAUUAUUCAAGCUAGGUCGAUUAGGUGGAACAUAACAACAGGGGCAGCAAGGCCUAAUCCACAAGGAACCUUCAAUGUAUCAAAUGUGACACUGUCACAAACCUUCAUCCUUCACGGAUCAAAUGCGACUAUUGGUGGUUCACCUCACUACACAGUCAACAAGGUGUCUUACCUUACGCCUGAUACCCCACUGAAACUGGCUGAUAAGUUUUCUGACGGGGUCGGUGUUUAUGUACUUGACCAAUUCCCGACUAACACUACCAAUGCUGGCGAUGCUAUUGGAACUUUUGUUGCAAGCGGGAUCCACAAGGGGUGGAUUGAACUUGUAUUCAAGAAUGAUUUACUGGUUAUGGAUUCUUGGCAUUUGGAUGGAUUUGGAUUCUUUGUUGUGGGAUUUGGUGAUGGAGAAUGGAUACCUGCUUCUCGUUGGACAUACAAUCUCUAUGAUCCUGUUGUUCGCUCUACUGUUCAGGUAUAUCCUGGAAGAUGGACUGCAGUAUAUGCAUAUCUUGAUAAUCCAGGAAUGUGGAACCUGAGAUCUGGAAGCCUGAAGAACUGGUAUCUCGGGCAAGAGCUGUACAUUAGAAUUUUUGAUCCCGAUAACAACACGGCCAAGGAAGAACCACCGCCGGAUAAUCUCAUUCUGUGCGGGAAGUACAAGGUUUUACCCCCAGCUCCUGCACCAUCUCCGCCCACCAGCGCAAUAUCUGCGCCAGCAUUCACGCCAACGCCAUGGUAAUCAAAAUCUUGAACCAUGACGACGAUGAUGAUAAGAUAAUAAUAAUAAUUCAUGCCAUAUAUAUUUCAUGUGAGAAGCUGAAGCAGAUGUAAUCUAACUUUGGCAAAUUUUCAUUUUCUUCUGUUUUUGACUUUUUUUUUUUUUGCUUUAUAAAUUUAUACAGUUUGCUUUUCAGAAAAAUUUACAAGAACUUGUAAAAGAUAAAGAAAUACUAAUUCAAUUGUAUUAUUAACAAUGUUUUUG
Tripterygium wilfordii is the source of this 2181-nucleotide messenger RNA. Its product is annotated as monocopper oxidase-like protein SKU5. NCBI's taxonomy places the organism in Eukaryota, Viridiplantae, Streptophyta, Magnoliopsida, Celastrales, Celastraceae. The coding region runs from base 1 to 1938 and encodes 645 amino acids. The transcript is spliced from 11 exons. The record is from RefSeq and is a predicted model, not a curated record. Gene Ontology annotation, molecular function: oxidoreductase activity; copper ion binding.